Messenger RNA from Penicillium samsonianum, 459 nucleotides. RefSeq lists its product as uncharacterized. The coding region runs from base 1 to 459 and encodes 152 amino acids. Lineage: Eukaryota; Fungi; Ascomycota; Eurotiomycetes; Eurotiales; Aspergillaceae. The record is from RefSeq and is a predicted model, not a curated record. The transcript has 2 exons.
AUGGAGCGCACCAGUGUGGGGCGGCGAGGGCCAAGCAGAGGUGUCGCCGCACAAGAAAGACAAGUCUACUUGAACUUUGCUGGACCGUUUCACGGUGAUGGAGCACCGCUUGAGAGCCCAAACGUGGGUGCUACAAAAGGCCCAGCUAAGCCACCAGCAAACGGUGCACCAGUUGUCUGCCCAACAGAACCACCAAACCAGUUUUACAAGCCCAUUCAAGGUACUCAGGAACAUUCCGGUACCCUCGUAUCUCCCCCCAGACAAGGCGAGCUACUGACUCAUCUUACAGGUACGAGUUUAUUAGAAUCCGGGAGACAAGGAGUGGCUGUUUCGAACUAUGGUCAAAGUCUUGGCCCUAUGGAUCCAACCCACGUCGGCUCGAAGCCUGAGGCUGAAUAUGAGCUUUCAAUCUCCGUUGAACACACUACCGAGGCUCACAAGCUGUUGAUGUGGCCUUAA